AAUUUUUUUACUGAAACUUGAAUAAACAGGACAGGACUGAUCGAGUAGAAGAAUGAAUAGAAAAUUCCUCCAAUCACAAGCGCCCAACUCCCUGAAUUUUACAAUUCCAAACCAACCCUUUAUCCUGACGCAAUCUCUCCAAGUCUUCUCUCACUUACACCUUUUUCGUUCAAUUUUUUAAUUUGUGAUUAUUUUAUUUUUUAUAAAGAAUUUUAGGGUUCUUUAUUUUUUUUUUAUAAUCUUCUUCAAAUUUGUUAUGAGUUAAAAAGAACAAUGCCAAACUCAAACCACCACGCUUCAAUGUACCCUUGCGGGCCCAUGAUUUCUCACCAAGAAGAAGAUGAUGAUGCCAAUGGAGAGGAAUCCAUUGAUAAUCCUCCCCAGAUUCACUACCAAAACGACACCGUCGUCUCGGUUAUGAAUGGCGGUGUUCAAAAUAUUGUUCCUCUCUCAAACGGUUCUUUUGUGCCGGGCUCCGACUUCCUUGCUGUUCCUGCUGGUUAUAGCGCUUGUGAUCAGCUUACGCUGUCGUUUCAAGGCGAGGUUUAUGUAUUCGACGCCGUUUCCCCUGAUAAGGUCCAGGCAGUGUUGUUACUUUUGGGCGGAUGUGAAAUCCCUUCCGCCAUUCCUGCCCUGGGGACAGUCCCAGUUAAUCAAAAGGACAUGGGUGACUUUUCUGCACGAUCAAUUCAACCACAGAGAGUUGCAUCUUUAAACCGAUUCCGAGAGAAAAGAAAAGAAAGAUGUUUUGAUAAGAAAAUUCGAUACAGUGUGCGGAAAGAAGUAGCACUUAGGAUGCAGCGCAAGAAGGGCCAGUUUAUAUCCUCCAAAGCCAGUUCUGAUGAACUGGGUUCAGCUUCAUCGGGUUGGAAUGGAGCUGGUUCAGGAACAGAUGAAAGUGCACAGGAAAUUUCAUGUACUCACUGUGGAAUCGGUUCCAAGUCAACUCCAAUGAUGCGUCGUGGGCCUGCUGGUCCAAGGUCUCUCUGUAAUGCAUGUGGGCUCAAGUGGGCUAACAAGGGAGUUUUAAGAGAUAUCUCCAGGAACCCAGUGACUGGUGUCCAAGAUCCUUCUGCAAAGACAACUGAACAGAGUGAUGGCGAAGCUAAUGACUCAGAUGCCGUGACCACAGCUACUGACAUGACGGCUGCUGCUAAUAAUGAAAACUCAGCUAUGCCUGCUGAGCAGUGAAGAGCAAGCAGUGAGUGACAUACCUUGUGGCUCUUUUGGAACACAAGUAAAAUAGAUCUGAAAACCAUAUCUGUGUAAUAAGUUCCCAUCACAGUUCAGCUGCUGUAUAUAAUUCGCUGCUUUAUGUUAUUAUACAAAAUGUAUUAUAUAAUUAUGUUGUUGAGGAUGACUUGAAAAUUUUCA
Mangifera indica (mango) is the source of this 1374-nucleotide messenger RNA. Its product is annotated as GATA transcription factor 28-like. Bases 274 to 1191 code for a protein of 305 amino acids. The transcript is spliced from 7 exons. NCBI's taxonomy places the organism in Eukaryota, Viridiplantae, Streptophyta, Magnoliopsida, Sapindales, Anacardiaceae. Gene Ontology annotation, molecular function: protein binding; zinc ion binding; sequence-specific DNA binding. Gene Ontology annotation, biological process: regulation of DNA-templated transcription. The record is from RefSeq and is a predicted model, not a curated record.